Molecule: messenger RNA, 760 nt
Organism: Pectinophora gossypiella (pink bollworm)
Lineage: Eukaryota; Metazoa; Arthropoda; Insecta; Lepidoptera; Gelechiidae
Gene: mRpL32
Product: 39S ribosomal protein L32, mitochondrial
Exons: 4
Coding region: 109-699 (196 amino acids)
Biological process (GO): translation
Cellular component (GO): mitochondrial large ribosomal subunit
Molecular function (GO): structural constituent of ribosome
Source: RefSeq, a predicted model, not a curated record
UCGAUGUCCACCUGACCUGGGAUCUGUCAACUAGGUAUAACCUAAAAAAAUAUACAAUUAUAGAAAUAGAGUUCUUCUGUUUGUCUGUGUUGUUUUUAAAUUAUCAAAAUGUUGCCCCGUGUUUAUCACGUUCUAAAUGUUCUCAAAUCUAUUGAAAGGAAUAUAUUUCAGAUGUUUGUGCAUCCUCCAAGAGAGCUUGCUCUAGCGUACAUUCAUGAGAAUAAAACGCCAACACCGCAAAAGAAAUUUUCUUUGAAAGACCUUGUUGGGGAUGGAUUUCUAAUGGCUGUGCCGAAAUUCCGACGAACUGUUGAGAAAAGAUUGAAGCGAAAGUUUGGCUCGCCAGAAUACGUGUGGAAGAUGCUUGUCCCAAAAACGAAUAUCAAAGUUUGCAGUGACUGUGGUCACCACCAUGAACGUGGACGCCUUUGUGGAAAUUGUUACAAAAAAGUAGAGCAAGAAACAAAGGAAAUUCAAGCUAAAAUUAAGGAAAAGCUUGGCCUUGAACCUAUUGAAAAAGAUGUUGUCGUACUAUAUGAAGGAGAAAAUCUUCCAGAUGAGCCCAAGGAAUUCUGGCAAGGUAAAAGGAUAAUAGAAAUGAAAAAGGAGCGACCACAGUGGUUUAGCAAGAAUCUUCUCCAAAAAUCUACUCAACAGCCAUCCAAUGCCACCGACGUUAAACCUACAGACUUAGCUUAAUUACCUAUAAAUAGUUAUAUUAGUAGUGUUGGAAAAUUAAUAAAGUUAAUCACAUAUUUUA